UGGCAGCAGGUGCUGCAGUCAGCAGGUGAGCGUCACUAGCUCUCCACCACCCACAUGCCCGCACCUCCACCACCAGCCGCAAUCAUUGAAAUAGUGUUAUAGUCGAUUCAGUUACGUUGCUUCUUUCCUUAGGUGUGUUUGUCAUACGUCUCGGAGCAGAGCUCAGGAGGGGCCAGGCCAUGGCAUCACGUGUUAUUGAGACAAUAGCUACGUGGCCUUGCAUCGAGGUCCCCAUGGCACAGUGCCUGGCCUUCGCCUAGAUCUGUGUCCCUGGUGCUGUGGCACAACACGCUCGUCGCUCGGGUGUAGCCGUAGUAUCCAACAAGUUGCAGCAAGUGUCGCCAGUGUGUGCUGCUGCACACUUCUUGCAACCAGAGUGCAAAAUGUUUUGAGGUUAUGUAUCCUUCACAUGAGUGCCGGUACUCCUCAGGAUGGGGACCACGAGUAACUGAGAAAACGGCCUCAGUAGGCCCAGUAAUAACAUGACGCAAAUAUUAGAGUGAAGGAGAAAUUAAAGAUGGGUCAGAAAAAGGCAGAAGAGAAGAAAGAUCAAAGAGAAGAGUUGUCAUCCUCGGAAAGGCUAAAUGUGGCGGUGCGGGUUCGUCCCCUCACCAGUGAGGAGAGAAACAAAGGUUGCUACCGCAUCAUUCAAGCCAUCGAUACCAAGAUGUUGAUGCUGCAGGAGCAGGAAACUGGUAAGAGCGACCAUCUCCGCCUCAACAGAAAGAGUGACAAGCAGUUCGUCUUUGACAGACUCUUCAGCGAGGAGUCCAAUCAGGAUGAGUUGUACAAGGACACGACCAAGGUGCUGGUGGAGGACGUGUUGAAGGGCUUCCACGCCACAGUGUUCGCUUACGGUGCUACGGGAGCAGGAAAGACCUUCACUAUGGUGGGUACCACUGAGCAGCCUGGCAUCAUGGUCAGGGCUCUCAACGACCUCUUCAACACCCUAGACUCUGAGAGAAACUCCAAGGCAAAGAUCUCAAUGUCGUACUUAGAGAUCUACAACGAGAACAUCAGAGAUCUGUUACAGCCAGGAGGCAGUCUGGAGCUGCGGGAGGACGCUAAGACUGGUGUUAUACAGGUGGCUAACCUGACUGAGAAGGCUAUUAUCAAUACCAAGGAGGUCAUGAAGCUGCUCACUAAGGGCAACAAGGAGAGGACCUGUGAACCAACAGCUGCCAACAAGACCUCCUCCCGUAGCCACGCUCUUCUGCAGGUCAACGUGCGCCGGUCUGACCUUAAAGGGGAGUGCGAGGAAGUCAAAAAUGGUCGACUCUUCAUGGUCGACCUGGCUGGCUCGGAGCGUGCCCAACAAACCCAGAACAAGGGUAAGAGACUGCAGGAAGGUGCCCACAUCAACCGCUCCCUGCUAGCCCUGGGAAACUGCAUCAAUGCUUUAGCUGAAGGGCGUGCCAAAUAUGUCAACUACAGGGAUUCGAAGCUCACGCGACUCCUCAAGGAUGCACUUUCGGGCAACUGUCGCACCGUGAUGAUAGCGCAUGUAUCUCCCUGCCACCUGCACCGCGAAGAGACCCGUAACACACUCAUCUAUGCUGACAGAGCCAAGAAUAUCUCCAAACAGGUGUGGGACCGAACCGGGCAACUUGAGAUGGGCUGGCGAUCCGAGAAUCGUCGCACCGUAGAGGGAGAAACCAGAAGCAUGGUCAAAGAAGUACGGAGGUCAGAUGUAUUGAAGGAGUCAGGUAGAACCUUGGUACUUGCAGCUGGUGACGAAACUGCACCAGCAGAUGUGCUCCUUCUUUCUUAUGUUCUUAUUAAAUGCUUCCUCAUGAUUGUGAUAAUCAUUACUUUGAACAGAAAUAAGCUGAUGGAUAUUGACAGCAGCAUCCUAGCAUUAUCAAUGGAGUUUGAACGUCAGAAUCUGGUAGUUACUGAGUGGGAAGCUGAGAGGUCGAGGCGGUCCAAGGGUCGCUCAGAUUCUGUCAAGGGACCUGAUGGAGAGGAUAUUAUUGACAUGGACACCGAUAAAGAAAAAGAUGAUGACAGCGAUGAUGAUGAACCAGAAGAAGUGACUCAGGCCUGGGAGGACCUGAUGUACCUGCAGAAGGAGCAGCAGAGGUAUACAGAGAUGCGGGAGAAGGUGGAGCAGGAGAUGACAGAAGUGAAGAAGCGAGCCAACAAGAUGGAAGAGCUUUUAGAAAAACGUAUAAGAUGCAGAAAGCGAUUGAAUCGGUGCCGUAAACUGCUCAGAAAAUGGCAUGAGGCGCUUCCAAAAUCCAUCACCAACGAUGAGCAGCGAGAACUUCUUAACCUUCUCUGUAAGGUACACGAGUUGGAGAUCCAGAAGGUGGAGAUGCAAAGCGAGGCGCUACUUAAGGAACAUGAACUCAGACGGAGAGAUCUUGUCAUCAUGAGGUACGACCGUCAACGUUCCUUGUGUGAUGAGAUCAUCACUCGUCAACGCCAGAUGCUGGAGGCCAUUCACGAUGGUCAUGAGACCAAGACGACUAUGUCUCCAGAACUGCAAGAACUGUAUGCUCUCUACCAGAUGGAACUGCAGUACACUACCAACCAGAGGGAUGGUAUCUAUACCAGUGAUGCCAACCAUAUGUUUAGAUUACCAGUGCUUGUGGACAGUUACCAGUGA
This is a messenger RNA of Cherax quadricarinatus, 2611 nucleotides long. The record is from RefSeq and is a predicted model, not a curated record. Lineage: Eukaryota; Metazoa; Arthropoda; Malacostraca; Decapoda; Parastacidae.